UCUACUUUUGCAAUUUUUAUGUAUAAGGGCAUUACAAAUAUUCUUUUCCUUUUUUAUAUCAAUAUUUUAUUUAGCUUGGUCGCGAUAUGUUCCCGGUUCACUUACGAAACAACAGCUAAGAGAUGGAUUGGAAAGUAAUUCAGAGGAAUUUCGAGUAACAUGCUCAGGAAAUAUGAAACGUAAAAUGUUGGGGGCUCUCCUGAAGUCUGACAUCAAAAAAAUUCGAGUUGUUGAACACAAAAACGACAUCAUCAUAAAGAAGACAACUCAACCACUACUACCAUUUGACGGCGUGUAUGGAGAAGGAUCUCUAAAAACGACCAAGGACGACUCUAAUCCAAAAACUGUUCCAGAUUUGCUCCUCGAAGUAAACCACAACGCAGCGAGAGGACAUACUGAACCUGGCACUUUUCGAUGCAGAGAGGGACAUUGCUUGGUCACUGGACCUAAUAUCUCUGGGACUAACUCGCUUCAAUGGGGACCACAGCCGCAUCAUAACUUGCCCCUUCGCAAAAGAUUUACUUGCGAAUCUAAUAACGUAGUUUAUAUGAUACAUUGUGCGGCCUGCAUAAUUAAUGGAAACUGGAGUACAUAUAUCGGGAAUUCUAAUUUGGCCACUCACAAUAUCCACUUUCGAUUCAGACAACAUAGACAACAGGUAUGCGAUCAAACGCUACGAGAACGGUACCCACCACCAGAACUGGAGGAAACAGUUACGAGACGUCUGAAUGGUGAAGAAGAUGACGAGGACGAUUUGCUACAGGAUCCGUUCGUACAUUUUAGAUAUGUGCACAACCAAAAUGAUAUGAGGUUCACCAUUCUCGAUGGAAAUUUUCCAACCGAUAGAUGCAGGAACAGAUGCGAAUCGUAUUAUAAGCUAGUUUGUGGAAAUUAUGAGUAUGACCCCCAUACUUUGUCCGGUUCUCUUAACAGGAAGAAUUAAUUGUAACUGUUUUUUUAUCGACCCUGGAUUGAUUAUUGUUAUGAUUGUUGGUAGAAAUUGUGUUUUUUUAAUACUUUUUGUAUAAUACAAUUGAUGAAUUUAUGAUUUGUAUUUUUUUACAAACUUUUGAACCAUUCAAUAAACUAUAUUGACUUGAAAA
This is a messenger RNA of Folsomia candida, 1103 nucleotides long. RefSeq lists its product as uncharacterized. The record is from RefSeq and is a predicted model, not a curated record. Lineage: Eukaryota; Metazoa; Arthropoda; Collembola; Entomobryomorpha; Isotomidae. The coding region runs from base 173 to 943 and encodes 256 amino acids. The transcript is spliced from 3 exons.